GCAUGCCCAGUUUUCAACACACGGCGGGCGGCUUCACAAAUUGCUAACUAGCUGAAUCAUUUGGUGGAAGUCUCCUUGUUUCUCGUGAUUGUAUUUGUGUUGCAGUGCAAUGGCGGCAAGAUACGACAGAGCUAUUACUGUCUUCUCUCCAGAUGGUCAUCUCUUCCAAGUGGAGUAUGCACAGGAAGCUGUAAAGAAAGGUUCCACAGCUGUGGGAAUCAGAGGUAAAGACAUUGUUGUCCUUGGUGUCGAGAAGAAAUCUGUGGCAAAGCUGCAGGAAGAAAGGACUGUCCGUAAGAUAUGUGCCCUGGACGAGCAUGUCUGCAUGGCUUUUGCAGGUCUGACAGCAGAUGCCCGUAUCGUGAUAAACAGAGCUCGGGUUGAGUGCCAGAGCCACAGGCUAACUGUAGAGGACCCAGUCACAGUGGAAUACAUCACACGCUACAUUGCCACACUGAAACAGCGCUACACUCAAAGCAAUGGGCGCAGGCCAUUUGGGAUCUCUGCGUUAAUUGUUGGCUUUGACGACGAUGGAACCCCCAGGCUGUACCAGACGGAUCCUUCAGGAACCUACCAUGCCUGGAAGGCAAAUGCCAUCGGUCGUAGUGCAAAAACUGUAAGGGAGUUCCUGGAGAAGAAUUACACAGAUGAAGCCAUUGCUGGGGACAAUGAAACAAUCAAGCUGACUAUCAAAGCCUUGCUCGAGGUUGUCCAGUCAGGAGGGAAAAAUAUUGAACUUGCUAUUAUCAGACGAAACAAGCCACUCAAGAUUUUGGAAGCCAAGGAAAUUGAGAGCCUGGUGGCUGAGAUUGAGAAGGAAAAAGAGGAAGAGGCAGAGAAGAAGAAGCAGAAAGGCAAAUCCACUUGAAGCAAUCAACUGAGACCUUUUCUUCAUUGCACUUGAAUGACAAUAGAAUAUUUGGGUUGCAGAUAUUAGUAAGUUUUAGAGGGUUUACUUCUCUCACUAAUUUCAUUGUGCAGAGCUAAAUCAUAACUUGAGAUCUGUUCAUGUUGUUCAAAUGUUUUGCGUGUCAUCUGCAAAGAACAUCAAUUACCCAUAAUUUCACUUAUUGAGUUGACAGAUAUUUAAAAAGCAAAUGCAUAGAUCUCAAGUUAGGGAUUAGUUCUUAAACCACGCUUACAGGAUGUUUUAUAUCAUACACCAAACAGCUCCGAUGGGAUAACUCAAAUGUUGAAAUAAACCAGUUUGUCACAUUCAGAAACAUGAAAACGAAAUGCUCAAUAAAAGCUGACUUGUUUGUAAAA
Molecule: messenger RNA, 1266 nt
Organism: Notothenia coriiceps (black rockcod)
Lineage: Eukaryota; Metazoa; Chordata; Actinopteri; Perciformes; Nototheniidae
Gene: psma8
Product: proteasome 20S subunit alpha 8
Exons: 7
Coding region: 110-868 (252 amino acids)
Biological process (GO): ubiquitin-dependent protein catabolic process
Cellular component (GO): proteasome core complex, alpha-subunit complex; proteasome core complex
Source: RefSeq, a predicted model, not a curated record